This is a messenger RNA of Epinephelus moara (kelp grouper), 2326 nucleotides long. RefSeq lists its product as uncharacterized. Lineage: Eukaryota; Metazoa; Chordata; Actinopteri; Perciformes; Serranidae. Bases 1157 to 2017 code for a protein of 286 amino acids. The transcript has 6 exons. The record is from RefSeq and is a predicted model, not a curated record.
GCGGGAAACGUGACAGGACAUGGGGAGACAAACAACAGAUUUUCAAAGUAAAACAGGAAACAGAACAUCACAUUCAAAGCCUGACAGACAUGGGUGGAUUUACCCAAGUGGGCCCCAGAUAAGACACCCAUUUUGGACCUAUACCUACUUUGUACCCAGGUAGUCCCAGCAUGACCCAUUUGGGGGCCACUUGGGUAUGGGCAUGGGGCCAUGACACUGUAAACAUGGCUGACUAAGCAACAAAAAUAACAGCAUAUCAUAUUUUAUAGUGUGCCACUUGGUCAGAUUUGCUCUACAGAUGGGCCUAAACAAUCAAAGACAGAAACCUUAUGACAAAUUUAAAUUUUUAUAUCAACACAAAGUAAGAGCGUGUCUUAUUUCCCUCUGCUCUCUUUGUUGAAGGUAUUUGAGCUGUCAGUUCAUUUAAGAGCUGAUAUUUAAUUUUCUCCUGGUCUAAAGAGGCUGAGUUGUGCAGCAGCCGCAGUAGUGCCACAGUGCCUUACAGUCCCUACCUCUAUUGUGUGACACACCUGAACACUGUUGCCAGGCAACCCAGCAGCGGUGUGUCGCGUGCAGCAGCAGCAGCGGGCCCACACCGGUGUCAGUCUCCCGAGCCGGAGCAGACAGGACGGUAAACUUUCUCUCGGUGAAUACCAACACACCCAGCGGGCUCCAUGGGUAACAGCUGCAGCUUUACAGGGCCACACCGAGCCGUUCAGCAUGUGUUAAAGAAAGUCUGGAGGAUUUAUCACGAGACGCUGGGGACAUGUCAGAAAGGUAAGACGAUGUUUAAUUACAUUAUUGGCUCGUGAGACGACGGAGGUCAUGCAGGCUACAGCCUCCAAACAGAUAGCUUAUGUUAAAAUAAUAUGCUUUAAAUUAUAUUUAAAGCGUCAUAAUUAUUUAUAUAGGAGCGUGGCUUAUCAGCAGCAUCAAUUAUAGAGGCACCAGUGUCCUGCUAGCUGUCCCCCACAUACAGCGACUAUUAUAAGCUAAUAGCACCUGCUCAGGUGUCCGCUGCUGCCAUGGCAACGGGUCCUAAUCUGCAUUGUCAGGCCCAGUUCACCGUAACUCUAACCACUCGGCCGGUGGUCAGGGUUUCAGCACACACACCAGGGCUUACAUUACGAUAAGACAGCAGCCCAAAGACGCGAUAAUGUCCUGGUUGACCCCCAUCUUUCUUUUCCUGUCUCUCUGUCUCAGCUCUUCAGGUGUGAACACUCUCAGUGGCAGCUUUCCCAAAUCCCACUCGUCCCAGUACUCUGACCUCGGGGUUACACACAGACCUCUCUCUGUGGACCAGAGUCCUGAUUCUGGACUUGUAUCUACACCACUUCCAUCAAGUCGGUUCCGGUUUGUGUCUUGGCAUCGCCUGGAGCAGUCUGAUGUCACAGGUGACCAGCUGACCUGCCCCAGGGUCAGAGAAGGGCCAUCAGAAGAGGAGCUGUUUCAAAGAGAGGGGGAUGACAUCUGUGUGGAGAGAGGGAGGAGGAGGAGGCGAGAGGAGGAAGGGCAAAGAUGGGAGGAGAGGCUGCAAGAGAAUUGGGAAAACUGUCUGGAGUUAAAUCUGUCCUACCAGGACUUGGGCGACCCCUUCCAGCAAGAGAAUUUCCUCCGGAUCCUCCGCCGCUUGAUCCGUGUGGAGAAACUACAACUGAUUGACAACUCCCUCUCCAACCUGAGUUCUGUACGUCUGCCAAGGUGCAGAAUGCUAAACCUGCACCGUAACCACCUGGUGUGUCUGCGUCAGCUGCCAAAGCUCCCAGCAGUGGAGCACCUUUGUCUGUCUGAGAAUGCCAUUGGCUCCCUGGGGGGACUGGGAGCUCUGGGGAACAGCCCGCUCCGCUCCCUCAACCUGACCCGCAAUCCAGUGACCUUCACUCAGGACUACCGUGCACGUGUUUUCCUCUGUUUGCCAAAGCUAGAGAUCCUGGAUGGAAUCCCCAAGCUGCCAGAAGACUCUCUGCCCACCAGACUACACUUCCCAGAAACCACCAGGAUGUGCAACAUUUUAUGACCCUCUCUCCACGGAUGGAUGUGUGUGGAGUCAGUUAUCCAUCCUAAAACACUUGAAGCGAUGACAAGGCUUCAGCAAAGGACUCUGAAGUUGCACUAAAGGUUUAAUAGAGCUGUUGAAUUUAUUCACUCACACUGUGUCACAACAGUUGCCGAAAACACUGACAAUGCAGUCACACGAAAUACAGUGGUAAUUUGCUCCAAGGCCAUGCAAAAUGCUUUUUAUAUGUAGUAUCAGUUGCAUGUUACCAUUAUUGAUAUCUUUGUAAGUAAGAUUUUUUUAUAUGCAUCCUAUCUCCAUAUUUUGAUA